Molecule: messenger RNA, 3043 nt
Organism: Chelonoidis abingdonii (Abingdon island giant tortoise)
Lineage: Eukaryota; Metazoa; Chordata; Testudines; Testudinidae
Gene: TMEM37
Product: transmembrane protein 37
Cellular component (GO): membrane
Molecular function (GO): calcium channel activity; voltage-gated monoatomic ion channel activity
Source: RefSeq, a predicted model, not a curated record
GAAACUCAAAGGGCAGCAGCCGGCCCUGCCUUGCCGCAGCCCCCGGCUUCCCUGACCCCGGCAGGAUGUGGGCAGGCUGGCUGCUGCCCCCCGCUGUCCCGGCCGGGACCCUCCAGCUCUGACCUGGGCGCGGGCGGCGAGAGCUUGUUGUUGUCAGCACCUGAGGCGAAGCGAAGCAAAGUUUCUCUCUGGUCUCCUCCUCGCCGCAGGCAGCCGGAGCCAGCAUGACAGCCAUAGCGGUGCAGGCACAGAGAUUGCUUGCUCACAGAAGACCCAAGAAAUCAUUCUUUGAGACUUUCAUCAGAAGCCUCAUUAUUUUGUGCGUGGCAAUAGCAGUUGUCCUGUCAUCAGUUUCAGUUUGCGAUGGCCACUGGCUUUUUGCAAAAGGACAGUUGUUUGGACUGUGGCACUUCUGCACCGUAGCCAACAGCACCAUAUUGAAAUGUGUCACUGAUCUGAAUCAGGCCAGUGUGGAAGGGAUUAAUUUUGGAAUGAUUCUUGCAAGAAGUGUGGUGUCUCUUGCUGUGGUUGUAGCAAUAUUUGGCCUGGAACUUCUGAUGGUCUCCCAGGUCUGUGAAGACACUAAUUCAAGACGAAAAUGGUCAAUGGGAUCAAUCCUUAUUAUUCUCUCAUUUCUCCUGUCCUCCAGUGGAGUCCUGAGUUUUUUAAUCCUCCUGAAGGACUACAUUACCUUCAUGGGCUUCACACUGACCUUUUGGUGUGAGUUCAUUGCUGCCUGCCUUUUCUUCCUUAAUGGAAUGAGCGGACUUCACAUUAACAGCAUAACAUACCCAUGGAACAGAGCAAGAAAAUUCUAGAACUGGUGAAAGUAUUCUGCUUUUGUGUCAUCAAUUUUGCCAGUUAGACUGGAAAAAUCAGUCAAAUGAAAUUGGGAAAGGACAUCAGGUUUUUAAAGUCAUUUGCAAAGAGAAAAGAUUUGAGAUAGUCUGAGAAUUUCAUAGGAUGUACCCACAGUUCACUGAGGAUGGCUGCAGGGGAAAAAUUAAGACCUGCUCUAAUUUUAAAUGAAAUUUUCUGCAGUAGUAGAUAACAAAAUAAGAAAAGACUCCUAUUUUGUUUUAAAUUUUAAAAAAGCAUCUGAAGUGUUUUAUGGAUAAAAGACCUGAAAAUUGCAAUCUACACCAGUUGUUUUAAAGUACUGGGGUCAAACACUCUGUGUGGUGCUUUGGGGUUUGGUAUUGCUUUUUCUCUCCCUAUCUUCAGUUGCUCUUCUUGAGUAUACGAACAGAGCGUGAGAAGGAAUGCAUGCCCAGCAUGUUCAGCCUGCCCGAUGGAGCUUCAUUUCAAAUUGGACAGACUAUUUAUGUCUGGUCACGUUUAUCAGCGUGGCAUAUUGAAAAUCUUUAUCAGGGUUUCACACCCCAUCAUUCUCUUCACAAGACAUGAGUGAAACAGGUCUGAAUCAAUGUUAAUUAGCUCAUGUUUUCCAACUGUCACUUGUGUCCCCUAUAACUAUCCUUUCCAUAUAUAAUAUAUUAGAGGUUUGGGGUGUGUACAUCCACUAUGGUUAGGAUAUAGGGCCAGAGUCUCAUUUUGUCUCCAGCCCCUAGCAGCACAGAGAGAUUGGAUUGUGGAUAUACAUGGCCUGCAGAUAAGGUGAGCAGACAGCAGAUGUGAAAAAUCAGGACGGGGGUUGGCGGUAAUAGGAGCCUAUAUAAGAAAAAGACCCAAAAAUUGGGAUUGUCCCUAUAAAAUUGGGACAUCUGGUCACCCUACCAGCAGAGAAUUCCUUGAGGAAAAGGGAACUAGCCACUGGCAUAAAGCCAGCAGUGCCUGUUCCUGCACCAGCCACCCUAUUCCAGCCUCUUCUGGUGUAGGCACUCAUGAGAUACUUUAGUAAAGGCCAGUGCAGACGGACUCAGAAUUAGGGAGCUCCAACUGGCUCCCUGAUAUCCCCACAGAGGCGACUUUGGCCCAUAGGGUUAAUUAAAGUUCAGCCUUGCUAUUUCUGAUCAUUCAUUUGUCCAUUCUCGUUUCACUUCGCUCCCAGGACAAGCAUGUCUGAGAGUGUUAAGCUAGCUGAUGUGAUUUACUCCACCAUGGUGACCCUUCACCCUGCAUUUUACCAUAGACAGUCAAAAUUAUUCUGGUUGCACAAUACCAAUAAUUCCCAGUGAGUCAACAGGAAUUACUGCACCCGUGUAGCUAGAGAAAUAAACUCAUUCACUUUGCCAUGUAGAAGCUCUUCUGUGAUGAGAAAGAAAAUCUGUAGACCUGACAAUUUAGACAGAAUGAUAUCCCCUUGUGAUUUAAAAUCAGGAAACAUAAAAAAAUAAACUUCCCCAAAAAUGAGGUAACCAGAGGGGCUGAUUCUGCAUUCACUGAGUGCUGGCGUAAAUCAGGAGUAACUCCAUUGAAGUCAGUGAAAUUGCUGGUGUGAUGGAGACCAAAAUGCCAGGCCUAAGAUCUCUAAUUAAAAAGAUGCAUACAUUCAUUACAGCUUUAAAAGUUGUUGAUGUAGUAAAAUUAGUCAAGCUGUCGACUGUCUGUUCAAGUUCCUGCAUGGCUGGCAGAAGCAGAAUACAAAUUCUUUUCAAUAUCCUUCCUAUUCAAAGGAGAACACUCCAUUGACGAUGGAUUAAAACAUUUACAAAGUGUUUCACAGCAUCUGAUAAAAUCUAUUUUAUGUCUUCUGGAAAGAUUUUUUUUAUUUCUAUAAAGAAAAAUAUUUAAACAUGCACCCUCUUCAUAGUUAUAUUGAAUCAAUAAUUCUUGAGCAAGGCAUUUAAUCUCCUGUACUACACCAGUUUCUAAAACAUACUCUUCCACCCAGUGCAAACACACCGGUAUAGUUUGUAGAAUAAAUGAACUGGAAAGAGAAUGCUAUUUAUGUGAGCCAUGAAUAAAUGUCAUCCUUUGUGCAAAUCUGUUCUGUAAAGCCAAGAAUCAUAAGCACUGACUACAUAUAUUUUGUAAUCUUGUACAAUGCUCUUAAACUGACCGCUCAUUUUCUAAUCAGGAAAUAUUCUCAUAUCUUCUUUUUAAGAGAUGUCAACUUUCACAGACUAAACUCCUAAACCUU